AUGCUCCGCGACGAGCUUCUCCGGUCUAAGAACGAUGAGAUCGCAAACUGUUUGUUGUCGCGCAAGCGAAAACUGACCGAGUUGUAUUAUGCGACCGUGGGUUUUGAGGGCGCGACCGCCGACUCUCUCUACCAGCAGAAAGAACAGGCCUUCCUCGACGCCAACGACCUCACCAAAGGGCGUUACUUCGACGAAGCUACCCUGCCGUUGCCUACCCAUGUGCGUGCGCGUUCGCCGACGAGGAAGCCUGUCACGCCUGCUAUUACCGCGGAGGUAAAGUCUCAGCAAGCUGCUGGGAUCACUCCGCCACCGACAAUCGAUGGUCGCGCCGCUCUGCCUCCGCCUGGGACAAGUCCGCAAGGCGGGUCUAACUUGGCCGCAACACCUGGCGUUGCAUCUAUCCCACAGGUUGCCCCGGAAUCAAAUCAACCAGCUGCGCCCGUUCUCCCGAUUGCCGAAGGCCUCGAAGUCUCUACCGCGACUGCACCAUCCACUCAGCCCGUUGCCGAUCAGAAAGCGAACAUAUCUGUGCCAGCGACCCGUCUCGGCCCUCAAGACCACAAUGCAGCAGAGCUUACGGUCUCUUCUGGUGCAGCGCAACUCGCUGCGGCAACCGGAACAGCUCCCUCCUCUCUAGAAAUUCCUCCUACCAACCUCCCCCGCAAGAAAUCGGACGCGCGACCCUCUCUCACACUAGGUCCUUCACACCCCGAACAACCUCUCUCACCAGCGUCAUCAAUCGACCCUUACUCCACAAAUACUCCUAUUCCUGUCGCCGCAUCACCCGAUACUAGCCCCGGAGAAGAGGUCGCCGAGGUCAGGAAGCUUGGCCGCCAAAGCCCCAAGGAUAGCCGUUCCAUGCAACCCCGUCCAGGUCUCAUCCCGUCGACGCCAGAUGAGCAACUACGAAUGGAGGAAGCUCAGUCACUACGACGGGCCAGUACCAAUGGCCUACCGUUGACCGACAAGGCCGUUCAGGAAACUGCGAAGGCCCCCGCCGAUCAAGAUCAAAUGGAUGUCGACCAGGAACCUUUGGUCGCAAUCCAGGAACCAAAGCUUUCCACUAGAACGGUUGCUACUGGGACGGAACGACUGUCUCCUACUGAGCAAUUGACAACAGAUGGAGGUCAGCCCGUUGGCGAAACACCUACAGAGACCAAGAAGCCAGUAUCGCUUCCACCCACUCAACCCGAAAUACCCCAACUGCGAAUGACAACUCGUGUUUCGUCUGGAGCCAUCCGCCAUAAGUCUGUUUCCGAAAUCCUGGGCGAGACCCCAAGGCAUGUGGCCCACGACAAAAGUCAUGCAACGGUUGAACCCCAGACGCCCGAAAGUCUUGCUCGUAUGCGGUUCAAGGACCGCAAGGACCGGGAGAAGGAAAGAACCAGGGUUUCAACCGUCGUUUUCCCCAAGCAACCUUCAUCUUUGCAAGACAAGGCUGAGUCUAUGGACCUUGUGAGCUGGGACUCGGGCGAUGCGGUUGCCAAGUUGAACGAGGAACAGGACUAUCUGUUCACGUUGUUCUUGAACAGAGCUUAUGCUCCCCCGAGAGGAACCAAUCUCAACACUCUUCUCGCAUCCGCCCACAAGACGCUAAGCACGUCCAAUCACCUUUUGGAGUACCAAGAGCAGAUGGACUGCCGUACACUUCGGCGCAUCUACGCCCUGCAGAAUGCCAAUCGAUGGCCUCUUCGGCAAAUGAAGCGAUCAGCUGAACCCCCUCGCUCAUUUAGCCAUUUGGAUGUCAUGUUGGAUCAUAUGAAAUGGAUGCGCACGGAUUUCCGCGAGGAGCGGAAGUGGAAGCUAGCAGCAGCGAAGAGCUGUGCCGAUUGGUGUGCGGAGUACGUUAAUAGCGAUGACGAACACCGCUCACUUCUUCGUUUGAAUGCCAAAAUCCCCUCGCCAAGAUCAGUCGGAUGCGAUGCAUCGAAGCUUGGCGUGGCGUCCCCCUCGGAAGAAACAGGCGACGAGACAUUUGCGGCAUCUCACCCUACCCCUGAUCUAGUACCAUCCGCUGAAGAGGAAUCGGUCAGCGAUGGGUUCAAUGAGGAGCCUCGGCACGAUCUCCACGAUACCGUGGCCCCUGCAGCUAUCUUCUCAUUGGGCUCUGACGAAUUCAAUUUCUCUAUUGACAUGACUCCUUCGGCAGAGAAGCUACUGGACGAAUUGCCAUUUUACGAGCCUGUUCGCUUUGUCCGCGAGACUCAGAAGCCCUCCUUUAGAGACCUUCCGGACUCCGCUUGGAAGCAGGACCUACUUCCGGUUUCGAAGUUUGCUUCUACCAAGAUCACUUUUCACCAAGACGAUGAGCGUCCCCGUAAACACACCCGAUAUGACUAUUCUCAAUACGGUUCUGCCUCAGAGCAUCGCAUCGCAGAUUUGCCGCCGGAGCAAACCAACGUCGCUCUCUUCCGUCCAGAGAACAAGCCCAUUCGUGAUCGCAUCCACCCUGGUCACUCCUUCCGGCCCCCCACCGAGCAUCCAAUGCCGUCGGUUGGAUUUUUCGAAUCGCGGCAGUCUUCUCAGUGGACCGUGUCAGAAGAUGACGAGCUCCGUCGUCUGGUCAAGGAAUAUUCUUACAACUGGUCUCUUAUCUCUAGUUGCCUGACUUCACCAUCAAUUUUCACGUCUGGAGCUGAGAGACGGACCCCUUGGGAAUGUUUCGAGCGCUGGGUGGGCCUGGAAGGCCUACCAGCGGAUAUGUCUAAGACGCAGUACUUCCGGGCUUACCAUCAGAGACUUGAGACUGCCCAGCGUACUGUCCUGGCUCAACAGCAGGCCGCCCAGCAGCAACAGCAGCAAGCGGCCAACAAUGGUCAGCCACAGCAGCCCAUUCGUCGGCGAACUACUCAGCCCUUACGCGUGGACAGGCGUAGGUCGUCAAGACAUCUAGCAUUGCUUGAUGCCAUGCGGAAGCUAGCCAAGAAGCGGGAAACGAUUUUGCAAAAGCAGCAGCAUGCAUCUCAUCUCGCUUCGUUGAGGAAGGCGAAUGAGGUCAACCAGCCCAAACCUCCAAUCUCCUCACCGGCAGAGUUCAGUCGCCUUAAGCACGAACGAGAGAUGAAGCUCCAGGAGCGACAGGAGCAGUACCGACAGCAGAUGAUCGCUCAGCAAAGGGCUAGCAUGGUUGCUCAACGUGGCGGGCAGCUGCCUAACCAGCAACAGCCACCGCAGCAAAUGAUGAAUGCUCCGGGCAGGCCCAACAAUCUGCCUCCGAACGCACCUAAUGCCGCUAUGGUGAACGGUGCUCCGAACGGGAUUCCUGCUGGGAUGGCUCCUAAUGUGGCUGUCAACCAGGCUCGUGCUCAGGCCAUGCAAGGUAUGCCAGCUGGGGCAGCACCAGUCAACGGGCAAAUUCCAGCCAAUCCAAUGGCCAUGAAAAUGAUGCCUCAGGGUCAGAUGCCGAACGUGGGUGCCCGACCUGGAAUGCCGAUGCAAGCAUCUCCCGAUAACGCCCGAGUGAUACGUGAGGCGAACCGCUUGCAAGAGCAGCAGCGUUUGUUGCAAUCCCGCCAGCAGCAAGUUCCUCAACCGACCGGACAGCCUCAGCAGGCCCAGCAGCAGUUCCACAAUCAACAGUUUGUGCCGCAAGGAUCGCACUCUCCGAACCUCAAUGUGCCCAGUGUCAAUGGCGCCCCCAGCAACCCUGCUAUGAUCGCUGCUCUACAAGCUCAGGGUGGUAUUCAGAGCCCAUCCUUCCACAACGGCACUCCACAGGGAGUUUCGACUCCCUCGCCUCGCAUGGCUCAACCCAACCCUCUGUCGGGUGGCGUGGUUCCUACUAUCAGUACCUUCCAGAGUCAGAUUCAAAGGGCCAACCCUAAUCUUCCUGCGGACCAAGUAAACAAGCUUGCCACUGAGCGCCUCAACCAGUAUCAGCAACAACGUAUGUCUCAACAGGCCGCCAUGAACGCUGCCGCGGGCGGUAUGAACAACGUGCAAGCCAAUUAUCAGGUUCCCCACGACGGGAACUUCCAAGCUCCUCAGCAGCCUGGCAUGCCAAACGGUGGUUCCGCCAUGCAAGUACCUCAGAAUCAAGGGUUCUCUCCAAUGAUGCGUGUUCCUCAAAACAAUCCACAGAACCGUGUCAACGUCACCAGCUCGCCAGCAGUGAAUGGGGCCGUUCCCCAGGCCAGCCGGAGUGCAACCCCACAAACCCAGCGCAGUGGCAGCGCCCAAGCUGGUGCGGUGCAAGGCUCAAGUAAGAGCCCACACCCUCCCCCUGCCCAGACAGCGAGCAGCUAA
Messenger RNA from Penicillium subrubescens, 4245 nucleotides. RefSeq names its product MYB and HSA domain protein (gene eaf1). The coding region runs from base 1 to 4245 and encodes 1414 amino acids. NCBI's taxonomy places the organism in Eukaryota, Fungi, Ascomycota, Eurotiomycetes, Eurotiales, Aspergillaceae. The transcript is spliced from 3 exons. The record is from RefSeq and is a predicted model, not a curated record.